CAGUCCCACCAUCAGCCUCUCCAGUCUUCAUUUCUCAGCCUGACUCACUGCUCACACAGCAGCCCUGGGCGUUGCCUGACUAUAAAGUUCCUGCCUCACUUUUUCCAACCUCCUGAUCCUUCACUCUUCUGCUGAACGCUGCACGUCUUGUCAUAUUAUUUUCAGUGUGGAAACAAAAACCUCCAACAAAGAUGCCUUCAGAACUGGAAAUCGCCAUGGAGUCCCUCAUCACGGUGUUCCACCGUUACGCCAAGGACGGCAGACUCAACCGCGCUGAACUGAGGAAGUUGAUGGAGAACGAGCUGUCCAACUUCCUGAGGUCUCAGAAAGACCCUGCUGCUGUGGACAAGAUCAUGAAGGACCUAGACGCCAACGGCGACAACCAAGUGGACUUUGAGGAGUUUGUUUCUCUGGUUGUGGGACUAUCGAUUGCCUGUGAGCAAUGCUACGCUGCACAAAUGAAGCAAAGGAGCUUUAGGAAGUAAGGAUGUCACAAGACGUCAGAAGGAGAAGAAUUCAAAAUUUCAUUUUUUUAAUACAAUUUAAAGUCCAUUAAAUACACUGAAGAAAUUCAAA
Molecule: messenger RNA, 576 nt
Organism: Cynoglossus semilaevis (tongue sole)
Lineage: Eukaryota; Metazoa; Chordata; Actinopteri; Pleuronectiformes; Cynoglossidae
Product: protein S100-A1-like
Exons: 3
Coding region: 192-485 (97 amino acids)
Cellular component (GO): cytoplasm
Molecular function (GO): calcium-dependent protein binding; calcium ion binding
Source: RefSeq, a predicted model, not a curated record